Messenger RNA from Phragmites australis (common reed), 2319 nucleotides. Its product is annotated as putative pentatricopeptide repeat-containing protein At1g56570. Gene Ontology annotation, biological process: RNA modification. The transcript has 4 exons. Bases 95 to 1795 code for a protein of 566 amino acids. The record is from RefSeq and is a predicted model, not a curated record. Gene Ontology annotation, molecular function: protein binding; RNA binding. Lineage: Eukaryota; Viridiplantae; Streptophyta; Magnoliopsida; Poales; Poaceae.
UGCAAAUUUGCAACUCUGCAACUCCCGUCACCUAGAGGCAACUGCAAGAAUAAAAAUUUCCCACCCUUUCGAAACACGGGACCACAAACACGCAAUGCCCAUGUCUCACAAACACGCGACCACCCUCAUCAAAUCUCUGUGCGCCAGCGGCGCGGUUCGCCACGCCCGCGCCUUGUUCGACGAAAUGCCCGACCGGGAUGUCGUGGCCUGGACGGCCAUGCUCUCCGGCUACGCCUCGAACAGCCGCCACGGCGAGGCGCUGGAUGUCUUCCGGCGCAUGGUCUCCGCGGGGGUCGGGCCCAACGAGUUCACGCUGUCCAGCGUCCUGACCGCGUGCCGCGGGGUCGGCAGCGAGGCGGCCGGCUGCUGCUGCGGGGAAUCGAUCCAUGCCGUCGCGGUGCGGCGGGGCGUGGACCACAUGCCUUACGUCGUGAACGCGCUCAUUGACGCGUACGCGUCCCGCGGGGAGGGCCUCGUGGACGCCAGGAGGCUAUUCGAUGAGCUGGGGAGUGAACGCACGGCCGCGUCGUGGACGUCCAUGAUCGCCGGUUAUGCCCGUUGGGGACAGGAGAGCACGGGGCUACAGUUGUUCCAAAAGAUGAUUCAGGAUGGUGUUGAGUUGAGUCCAUUCACCUGCUCUAUUGCAAUCCAUGCAUGUGCUUCAGUAGCCAACUUAUAUUUUGGACAGCAAAUUCAUGUACUGUCCAUAAGGAAAGCUCUCAGAGCGAACCUUGCUGUUGCCAAUUCUCUGGUCAACAUGUACUGCACUUGUGCAAGCAUAAUGGAUGCAAGGAGGCUUUUUGAUGAAAUGUCUGAAAGAAACUUGGUCACCUGGAAUACCAUUAUUGCUGGAUGUAGCCGACGCGAUCCUCUAAUGGCCUUGCAGCUGCUUGUUGACAUGGAUCUCGAGCCGAAUUGCUUGACCUUAACUGGUAUUACAUCAGCAUGUGCUGGCCUUGCAGCUCUGAGAUGUGGCCAACAGGUCCAUGGGGCUGUCAUUAGGAAAUACUAUGGCGAGGACCUAAAAAUUUCCAAUGCCCUUGUCGACAUGUACUCCAAGUGUGGAACAAUAUCAUAUGCUAAGAAGGUAUUCAACAUGAUAUCUUGCAAAGAUAUAUUGUCGUGGACAUCGAUGAUUAGUGGGUAUGGGACGAAUGGGUAUGUGAGCGAGGCCAUCGAGCUGUUCAAUUCUAUGGUCGACGCUGGGGUUCAUCCGGACCAUGUGGUGUUCAUGGGCCUGAUUAGUGCUUGCAGCCAUGCUGGUUUAGUGGAUGAAGGAUGCAACCUUUUCAGAUCAAUGAUAUCUGAGUAUAACAUGCAGCCUAACAAGGAGAUUUAUUCUUGCAUCACCAAUCUUCUUGCUCGUGCAAGGAGGCUGGGGGAAGCCUUUGAUCUCAUUGAUGCAAUGCCAUUUGCUCCUGAUGAAUCUGUCUGGGGAGCAUUGCUUGGCGCUUGCAAGCUGCACAAGAAUGUAGAGCUGGGCAGACUAGCUGCAAGGAAAAUUGUUGAGAUUAAUCCUGAUGCAGUGAAGACUUACAUCCUGCUUGCAAACAUAUAUGCUGCAGAUAGCAAAUGGAGUGAGUAUGCUGUGACAAGGAGGUUGUUGAGGGGCACAGGAAGCAGUAAGGAGGUCGGGAUGAGUUGGAUAGAGAUAACAAAUAAGAUGUAUAGCUUUAGCACAGCUGACAGUAGCGGCCCACAAGUUAGUUUAGCAGACGAGGUAUUGCAGGUCUUGGUUGAACACAUGGAUGAAGCUGGAAAUGAUUUUGUUGACAAUAUUUCCAGAGUUGCAUGAUUUAUUUGUUCUUAAAUGGUUCAUCCAUUCUUGAAGUUAAAUGUUGCAGAAAUUGACGCUGAGGUUUGAGUUCUGAUGUACCUAUCCAGAACUAAACAAAUUGCAUAUGCAAUUUAAAGAAAAUUUAACAGAGAAUGCAGAAAUAACACAGUUGAUGGAAGGGACUAACUUAAAAGCCAACAGCGACAACAGAGUUUGUCAUGGAGCUUCAGUUAUCUGUUGGUAGCCAGAUUAUUAGAUUAUUAUACAUUUGAGAGGAAUCAUAAAGCUGCAGCACCCUCUCCUCCAUAUCUGAAGGAUUGUAGUCCCCUGAUGAGUGAUGACAUCAUGGCUUUUGUGGUGAUGAGUGGUGGUAGAUAUGGUAGAGAAAGAUUUGAAUUUUCCAUAACAGUUGAGGCUUUACUCAUAUUUGUGUGCUACCAGUGAUUGUUUUGGUAAUCAAAGAAGUGGCUGUUAUCUGGAAUGCAUUGUCACUCGAUCCAUUGCUGCACAUUCCCAAAUGAGGAGUUAUUUGGUAAGCAUGA